Messenger RNA from Hippocampus zosterae (dwarf seahorse), 2349 nucleotides. It is a transcript of the gene cd99, whose product is annotated as CD99 molecule. The transcript is spliced from 13 exons. Gene Ontology annotation, biological process: positive regulation of neutrophil extravasation; homotypic cell-cell adhesion; T cell extravasation. Lineage: Eukaryota; Metazoa; Chordata; Actinopteri; Syngnathiformes; Syngnathidae. The coding region runs from base 251 to 901 and encodes 216 amino acids. The record is from RefSeq and is a predicted model, not a curated record.
UUGAACAUGUUUUCUUUUAGAGGAACGCCCUGCCACACCCAACUGGUCUGGUACCAAGUUGACUCAUGAGAGCUUUCGUAACUGGAUACCACUGAGCGGUCGUGUUCUCGCCUGGGCUGUUCCCUGAAAUAUCCCCCGAGCGAAACACACGCACAUCGGAACGGCCUCGAACCGCAUACCUCAUUUUGGUUGUAACUUUCUUUCUUGUCUGGAGACCGAAAAACCGAGGAGCUAAUACGUUUUUGUCAACAUGAAGAUUUGUCUGCUACCCGCUUUACUCCUCUUGGCGACUGGGGCAUUGACACAGGACGGAUUUGACCUGUUUGAUGCUCUGGAUGACGUAGAGCCAACUCCACCAAAACCCAAAGAGCAACCAAAACCCCCGGCGAAUCCUGAUGGUGGUCUGGACCUUUUAGAUGCCUUCGGACCAGAUGAGCCAGAAGAGAAACCAAAGAAGCCUCAACCUAACCCCGGAAAUUCUGAUGGCUUUGGAUUCGACCUAGAGGAUGCUGUAAAUCCAGACCCAAAUGCCAAACCUGACAGACCCGCAGUCAAUCCACGCAAGCCCAGUGGAGGCGGCGGCAGCUUUGAUGACAAGGACUUAUUUGAUGUCGGUGAUAGCGGAAACUACAAGCCUGAUGGAGGCCGUUCGGGAGAUUCUGGCUAUAACUAUGACGGUGGUGCUGAUCAGCCUCAAGAGGCCGGUUCCGGAACAAUCGCGGGAAUCGUCAGCGCUAUCGGGGUGGCUCUUUUAGGGGCCGCAUCCAGUUACUUUGCUUACCAGAAGAAAAAAUUGUGUUUCAAGAUACAAGGAGGUGCUGACCCAGAAAGCGGGAAAACCCGGGACCCGGGAUCACAGUCCAACCCUCAAGUUUACAGCGACUUGCUCAGGACGUCCUAGACAGCCCUUCUGCAAAAGACGUGCCUGCUGGAUGGAACUACAGCUAACUCUUGACGCCUUUCUUUGUCCCAAAGUUAACCGAAAUUUCUGCUGCGUACCGGUUGGCUUUCUUUUGUCAGGGCAGAAUAUAUUUUAGCAGUUUCAUCGGUUAUUUUACAUUUGUCGUUUGUAACGGUAACACCUCUCUCUGUCAUUUCAGAAGACCAUGGUAUACAUGUUUUUUGUUAUAGUCCGAAUGUCUUCUUUUUUUGUGUAUGAAUCCCCCCCCCCCCCCCCCUAUAUCGGCAAUAGACAGAAGUAUUAAAAAGCAAGGGGUGAAGCCAGAACCUUUUCAGUCGGGUGGCAGAGCCACUCACUAGAGGUGCUUUUUCCAUUGCCCCGCCCUCCGUUGCUUCUGCAUUACAACAGGCACCAAUCAACUGGGGCGGGGUCAACAGAACCCUGCGAUUGGGCCGCGUUUGACCACAGAAUCAAUUUCUGGAGUUAAGCAAGGGAGAUACAAACCGCCGCUGCCAAGGCAUCGAAAUGCAGUGUAUAACAGUACACAUACAGUAGAUUGUGUUUUACAACAUUACUUAACCAUAUAUACAAUUUCUUACCUACUGUACCCGUGGAUGAAAUACUGAAGAUUGUGGUAACUUUUUUUUUAAUUUUUUUUUUGUCAGUGGCGCGCAUGUGACCAGGUCCUUUGGAGUAUUUGAGAGCAAGUCUCGUCGAUCAGUAUAGUCCCAUUUUUAUCGUCACUGUAGACGUCGUCUUUUCUUUAGCAACCUGUGUAUUCCUUGACUGGCAUCAUGCAACAUGUAACGGCUCUAAAAAAAAAAAAAAAAAAAAAAGAAAGUGUGGAUGUAAUAAAUUGAAAGAUGGGGCUCGGUCACGUUGACUUAACUGACCUCGGGAGAGGAGCGCAAACAAGCGUCUCGAUUUCAUCCAUGGGUACAUGCAAAAUUGUGAAUGGUUAAGUGUUUUAAAACACAAUAUCGUAUUUUUAUGACUUGCCGGCAACCGGCUAUUUGGCUUGCAGAAAAGCACGUAGCUCCGCCCGAGUUAAAAAAAACCUUGGUGCAGGUUUUUUGUGUCUGUUUUUAAAGGAUAAUGAUGCAUAUAAUGGGUAACUCGUGUAUGACAGCUUUUGUUGUUGCAGUGGUACCUUCAUUUGGGAGUGCACUGACCUAAGAAUUUUCAAAUUGCUGGCCGUUGUUCGGCUGAUUUUGUAUUUUUGCAAACCAAAAUUUGAGGCAAAAGUCCAUUUCUGGUACAUUAUCGCAAGAAUAUCCGCUCAAUCAUCCUGUGUUUUGUUCACAGUUUGAGAUAAAAGGAGUAAAACGAGUGACGGGCUCAGUCAUGGAACACACGGAACGUAUAAGUCGGGGUACCACUGUAUUUUGAUGUGCGAAUGUAAUGUGUGUGUACAUGUUUGGAAUUAAAAAUGGAGGGCGAGAUUUGUA